Molecule: messenger RNA, 651 nt
Organism: Nomia melanderi (Alkali bee)
Lineage: Eukaryota; Metazoa; Arthropoda; Insecta; Hymenoptera; Halictidae
Source: RefSeq, a predicted model, not a curated record
AUGGUCAGCCCGUAUCACCGUGCGACAGUACCUUGCUAUUUCCAAGGAAUAUUAGAACGAUUCGAGGUAUGGCAGAACGUGCACCUGCUCGAUAUGAGCAGCGUGGGAAACAGCACGCGCGCCGCGAGACUUCACUUUCACAUUCAAUCAUGGUACGACCAAGUGGAAGACUUCGAUUCCGCGGAAUUCGGGUACAUAACGUACACCGCGCGAAGUAACCUGUCUUACGUCUCGUUUGCCUCGGCAACAAUUAGCCAAGUCGGUUGCGGCCGUGCAAUUUACACAGCAGGGCCAGGCGAGUCGACUCGUCGAGGAGAGUUCGGAAUGGCCGGGCGCACAACACCCCCAGGAAUCGGGGAUCGAGUGGAGGCCCUCGUGUGCAAUUACGGCCCUCUCGAUCGAAAGACACCGGGGGAGCUCUACGAAGACGGCGCGCCGGCUCUUUGUCCACGGGGGACGGUCCGUAGUUCACGAUACAGAGCCCUCUGUCAAAAGUUUCAGAAAUGGAUGUCGCGCAAGGUAAACCGGAGAACCGAACGGAACCAAAAGGAAAAAGCCGAGCGGACGGUAACCAGCGGCACAUUCCCAAUUAAACGUGCAGUUUAUCUUGUUCAGCCAGUGUUAUUAUUACUGGCACGCCUGUCGACGUGA